AGGUACGGGCGGUAUGCGGGGGAGGGGCGUCACCUGAGGGCGGGGCUCUCAGGUCCUGGGGGUCCAUUGUUGGCGAACCCCAACUUCCGAUACGACCCGGAGCUGUUCCUGCAGUUCCGGAGACAAUUCAUGGGUCUUGGGGCCACCGAGGCGCUGUCCCUGACCACUAGCACAAGACCCCUUUCUAUCGUGCCAGUCCUGUGGUCUCUGCACCUCUCCAGCUCCUGCACCCCCGGCCCCCGGGGUUCCCAGGCGUACAAUCGCGUGUCCUGGGUAGCGUGAGGACCCACGGGGCUGGGCAGGUGCCACGAGUCCACCGCCUCUUCUCCCCCGCCCGCCGCCUCUCCUCCUCCCCCGCCCGCCGCCUGGCCCUCCCCUACCAGGCUGAGCCUCUGGGUGCCAGAAGCGCGGGGCCUCUGGGAGAAUACGUGCGGUCGCCCGCUCCGCGUGCGCCUACGCCUUCUGCUCCAGUUGCUUUCCCAAUUGAGCGGAAAAGCCGGGGCAUGUUGCCGGGGCCCUGGGCGGGACGGUUGUGCCCUGCAGCCCGAAGCCCGCCGGGGCACCUUCCCGCCCACGAGCUGCCCAAUCCCUCUGCUUGCGGCCCCUGCCAACGUCCCACAGGUUGGAAACCAGACCCUGCAGCCCCCAGCUAGCCCGAAGGAAGCCCAGACUGACAUCGCAGGGUAAUGGGGACCCAGAGGUAGCUCUGUGGGGCCCCAUCAGGACCUCAGCCCUUAGCGGGGCUUUCUGUGUGACACCGUGGGACCGUCCCCCUUGCAUAGAAUUACAAGGGGCAACUGACACUGGGUCCCCUAGGAGCCUCCCCAGGCUUAAUGAUUGUCCAGAAGGUGGCUAUAAAGGGAGCUUGGGAGGCAGGGUGGAGGAGGGAGCAGAAAAAACCCAACUCAGCAGAUCUGGAAACCGUGAGAGCGGCAAGCAGGAGCUGUGGUCAGAGGCUGUGCGUCUUGGCUGGUAGGGCCUGCUCUUUUCUACCAUGGCAGCCCAGGGCUAUGGCUAUUAUCGCACUGUGAUCUUCUCAGCCAUGUUUGGGGGCUACAGCCUGUAUUACUUCAAUCGCAAGACCUUCUCCUUUGUCAUGCCAUCAUUGGUGGAAGAGAUCCCUUUGGACAAGGAUGAUUUGGGGCUCAUCACCAGCAGCCAGUCGGCAGCUUAUGCUAUCAGCAAGUUUGUCAGUGGGGUGCUGUCUGACCAGAUGAGUGCUCGCUGGCUCUUCUCUUCUGGGCUGCUCCUGGUUGGCCUGGUCAACAUAUUCUUUUCCUGGAGCUCCACAGUACCUGUCUUUGCUGCCCUCUGGUUCCUUAAUGGCCUGGCCCAGGGGCUGGGCUGGCCCCCAUGUGGGAAGGUCCUGCGGAAGUGGUUUGAGCCAUCUCAGUUUGGCACUUGGUGGGCCAUCCUAUCAACCAGCAUGAACCUGGCUGGAGGGCUGGGCCCUAUCCUGGCAACCAUCCUCGCCCAGAGCUACAGCUGGCGCAGCACGCUGGCCCUGUCUGGGGCACUGUGUGUGGUUGUCUCCUUCCUCUGUCUCCUGCUCAUCCACAAUGAACCUGCUGAUGUUGGACUCCGCAACCUGGACCCCAUGCCCUCUAAGGGCAAGAAGGGCUCCUUGAAGGAGGAGAGCACCCUACAGGAGCUGCUGCUGUCCCCUUACCUGUGGGUGCUCUCCACUGGUUACCUUGUGGUGUUUGGAGUAAAGACCUGCUGUACUGACUGGGGCCAGUUCUUCCUUAUCCAGGAGAAAGGACAGUCAGCCCUUGUAGGUAGCUCCUACAUGAGUGCCCUGGAAGUUGGGGGCCUUGUAGGCAGCAUCGCAGCUGGCUACCUGUCAGACCGGGCCAUGGCAAAGGCGGGACUGUCCAACUAUGGGAACCCUCGCCAUGGCCUGUUGCUGUUCAUGAUGGCUGGCAUGACAGUGUCCAUGUACCUCUUCCGGGUAACAGUGACCAGUGACUCCCCCAAGGAUGUUGCUUUCUGGACUCUGGCUCUUCACCCUCUCGCGGAGCUCACAGGCUUUACAGAGCAUGAGCUCUGGAUCCUGGUAUUAGGAGCUGUAUUUGGUUUCUCCUCGUAUGGCCCCAUUGCCCUGUUUGGAGUCAUAGCCAAUGAGAGCGCCCCUCCCAAAUUGUGUGGCACCUCCCACGCCAUUGUGGGACUCAUGGCCAAUGUGGGCGGCUUUCUGGCUGGGCUGCCCUUCAGCACCAUUGCCAAGCACUACAGUUGGAGCACAGCAUUCUGGGUGGCUGAAGUGAUUUGUGCAGCCAGCACAGCUGCCUUCUUCCUCCUACGAAACAUCCGCACCAAGAUGGGCCGAGUGUCCAAGAAGGCUGAGUGAAGAGAGUCCAGGCUCCGGAGCACCAUCCCACGGUGGCCUUCCCCCUGCACGCUGUGGGGGAGAAAAGGAGGGGCCUGCCUGGCUAGCCCUGAACCUUUCACUUUCCAUUUCUGCGCCUUUUCCCUCACCUGGGUGGCACUGGAAGUUAUCAGUGGCUAGUGAGGUCCCAGCUCCCCGAUCCUAUGCUCUAUUUAAAAGAUAACCUUUGGCCUUAGACUCCAUUAGCUCCUAUUUCCUGCCUUCAGACAAACAGGAAACUUCUGCAGUCAGGAAGCCUCCUGUACCCUUCUUCUAUUCCUAGGCCCUGUCCUGCCCCCAUCCCCACCAGAAGUGAGGCUAUCCCUGCAGCUGCAGGGCACUAAUGACCCUUGACUUCUGCUGGGCCCUAAGUCCUCUCAGCAGUGGUCAACUGCUGUUGCCAAUACCUCAGACUCCAGGGAAAGAGAGGAGGCCAUCAUUCUCACUGCACCACUAGGCGCAGUUGGAUAUAGCUGGGAAGACAAGAUGACUUGUUAUAGAAGAUUAAAACUAGAUUUGAUACUGAA
Molecule: messenger RNA, 2895 nt
Organism: Pongo pygmaeus (Bornean orangutan)
Lineage: Eukaryota; Metazoa; Chordata; Mammalia; Primates; Hominidae
Gene: SLC37A4
Product: solute carrier family 37 member 4
Exons: 10
Coding region: 995-2350 (451 amino acids)
Biological process (GO): glucose-6-phosphate transport; phosphate ion transmembrane transport
Cellular component (GO): endoplasmic reticulum membrane
Molecular function (GO): glucose 6-phosphate:phosphate antiporter activity
Source: RefSeq, a predicted model, not a curated record